UAUUUCAUUUCUCGUAUCUCAAUCUCAUAUAUAUCACAUUUGUUGAUGCUACUUGCUUCUCGUGAGCCGACUAUAUUACGGACUGUGAGGAAAACAAGCUCGCAUCGUGCGUAGUUUACAUUCGUGCAUAGCACUUGGCUCGCAGCAGGAAAAUCUCUAGAGAAAUCGGGCUCUCGAACGCUAGGAGAGGAGGAUCUCUCGCGCUACGACACAUUCACGGACGUUGUCAUUUGAAAACGGAAGCCAUCUUGUGUGUGGCCGAGUCUCCCAUAUUAUACGAGGAAUAAUAGUCGCGGCUAUUUGUUCCGAUAAAUUGCUACGUAUAUUUUCCAAUACAUCUAGACUAUGCAUGAACCAUUUUGCCACACGUUCACAUAGCCAUGGCUGCGACAAGAAAGUUGCAAGGUGAAAUAGAUCGGUGCCUUAAAAAAGUAACGGAAGGUGUAGAAACCUUUGAAGAUAUUUGGCAAAAAGUUCAUAAUGCCACCAACAGCAAUCAAAAGGAAAAGUACGAGGCUGAUCUCAAAAAGGAAAUUAAGAAACUUCAAAGGUUACGCGAUCAAAUUAAGAGCUGGAUCGCGUCAGGUGAAAUAAAAGAUAAGAGUACAUUACUUGACUAUCGGAAGUUGAUCGAAACUCAAAUGGAAAGAUUUAAAGUUGUGGAGAGAGAGACAAAAACAAAGGCUUACUCUAAAGAAGGUUUGGGCGCAGCUCAAAAAUUAGACCCAGCUCAGAAAGAGAAAGAUGAGGUUACUAGUUGGCUUGCUAAUUCCAUAGACGCUCUCAAUCUACAGAUGGAUACAUUUGAAUCGGAAAUAGAAUCAUUACAGGCGGGAAAGAAGAAAAGAAUAGACAAAGAUAAGCAAGAUAGGGUAGACGAAUUGAAGACGAAGCUCGACAAGCAUCGCUAUCAUAUCCGUAAAUUGGAAACGUUAUUACGUAUGCUUGACAAUAUGUCCGUCGAAGUCAAUACAAUUAAAAGGAUAAAGGAUGAUGUUGAGUAUUAUAUCGAGUCUUCACAAGAUCCCGAUUUUGAAGAAAACGAGUAUAUUUACGAUGAUAUUAUCGGCCUCGAUGAAGUCGAGUUGUCUGGGGUUGGUAUACCCUCGUCAGCAACGACGGAUAGUAACAACAGCAACGAAACCGGAGGAACGCCGACUUCAACUAAUUCCUGUACUUCGCCUAUACCAUCACCAUCAUUGAGUUCAACUAUGCAUAAUCACUCGAGCGACAGCUCUACAGAUAAUGAUAAGAAAACAAAGCCUGUAAAACCGACAGCAGUCAGGCCAUUACUGAAUACACAAGCGAGCAUUCCAACCACGGGAAGCACUGCCACCAUAAAACCGAACAUAUUAUCAAGCAGCACUCCGAGCAAAACCAUUCCCAUGACGCCUAGCCACAGCUCGCCUAGUUCUACAAGUAAUCACAUUGCCACCACUAACGCCGGCAAUUUCGCCACCGUAGCUGCUUCGCACAGCAGUUCACAAACCAUCCAUUCUACCUCCAAUAAAACAUCCACCCACAACAACGAGAAUAAUCUCUUGUCGUCAUCGUCUACGUCCAGCAUUACGAAUGUGCCGCAAACAGUUACGCAGCAGCAUAAUAGUAAUUCGGUGCCGGCACCAACGACGCAUGUGCUACACAGUCAGCAGAGCCAGAAUCACAAUAGUGAAACGGAAAUAACUACGCCGAUACCGCCGUCGUCAUCGCCACAAUCAUCGGUCAGCAGUAGAUCCUCGCCGAUGCCUGCAAACUCCUGCUCGCCAGCACCGUCCACUGCCAAUGGUCUCAUCCCUAAGCUUCCUGAUGGGAACAUGUCCUCUCUAAAAUCUAUUGCCCAACAAGUAAUUGUCCGAGCAGGUCUCGAGAUACCGCCUUCCGAGCCGAAUAGAAACAUCUUUGACAGUACUAAGACGAACAACAACAGCGGCAACAAUGCCACGUCGGAAGCACACAUUCCUCCGCUGCUUGGGGUUGCGCCUCUGGGGCCUGUACCAUUGCAGAGGGAACAUCAACUGCAAUUCCAAAUGAUGGAGGCUGCCUACUGUCAUAUGCCACAUCCGUCUGACUCGGAAAGACUACGUUCGUAUUUGCCGAGAAACACAUGCACCACGCCACCUUAUUAUCAACAGGUUCAGCUUCCCCAUUCGGAUACCGUGGAGUUCUUCCAACGUCUUUCUACAGAAACAUUAUUCUUCAUAUUUUAUUAUAUGGAGGGGUCUAAAGGACAGUACUUGGCGGCGAAAGCUCUAAAGAAACAAAGUUGGAGGUUUCACACUAAGUAUAUGAUGUGGUUUCAAAGGCACGAGGAACCAAAAGUUAUUAACGAAGAAUAUGAACAGGGAACGUACAUUUAUUUUGACUAUGAAAAAUGGGGACAAAGGAAAAAAGAAGGAUUUACUUUCGAGUAUAAGUACUUAGAGGACAGAGACUUGAAUUAAUAUUUCUGUCGCUCGUCGGAUCUUCGAGAUACGCCAUUUCCGUACCGGUAUUGUGUUUCUGAAAUUUUGCAAAUGAUUCAGAUGUAAAAAAAAAAAAUUCGGUAAAGAAUACAACGGAAAAAAACAAAACAGAACAAAUUCGUGCAUACAAGCCAAUGAAAGCAUUUCAUUACAUUUUGAAGCUGCGACGAUAAAAUCUCUUUUAAUUGUUCUUUCAAAGAAAAAACCAUUAACCAUGAGAUAGAUGAAAGGAGAAAAGGAUUGAAAAAAAUUCAGAGAUUGUUUGGGAAAGAAAUCGAAACUAUUUGUAAAUGAUAACAAUGUGAGAAAACAAAGAGAAGGGAGAAAAAUAGAAAAAGAAACAACUACAUAAACAUAUGAAACAAUUCACUGUGCUGUGUGAUAAUAGGAGAGAAUGAAAAUGAGAUAGAGGGAAAGGGGAAAGGAUGGUAUACUUGCUGGCGACUGACUCUAUAAUACCAGUACAAACAUGCGUGCGGCCCUCCGCCGUCUGGCGGUAAGUGGAGGGCACUCAUGCUAUGGUAUGUCUUAAUGUUAGAUUAUAAGUAGCCUUUUUGUAUAAAGUGUAUCGAGGUAUAAAACCCUUAAAUUGAAUUAAUGUACAGAAUGUGUAGAAAUAGUGAAUAAUAAUAUUAUGGAAUAUA
Molecule: messenger RNA, 3106 nt
Organism: Formica exsecta
Lineage: Eukaryota; Metazoa; Arthropoda; Insecta; Hymenoptera; Formicidae
Gene: Not3
Product: CCR4-NOT transcription complex subunit 3
Exons: 9
Coding region: 381-2441 (686 amino acids)
Biological process (GO): regulation of DNA-templated transcription; nuclear-transcribed mRNA poly(A) tail shortening
Cellular component (GO): P-body; nucleus; CCR4-NOT core complex
Source: RefSeq, a predicted model, not a curated record